AUGGCCCUAGGCGCCGGGCGACACGACGACGGGGAGUUUGACCACUCCCAGAACGACGAGCUGCGUAUGUGCGGGAUGGCCGGAGAUGAUGAGGACGAUGUUGUCCGCGAGGACGCCGCCGUGCUCUUGGGCGUUUCAUUGUUGAUCCCUUUCCGUCGAUGA
Messenger RNA from Miscanthus lutarioriparius, 162 nucleotides. NCBI's taxonomy places the organism in Eukaryota, Viridiplantae, Streptophyta, Magnoliopsida, Poales, Poaceae. The record is from the annotation of a GenBank genome assembly.